Messenger RNA from Trichomonas vaginalis G3, 183 nucleotides. RefSeq lists its product as uncharacterized. Lineage: Eukaryota; Parabasalia; Trichomonadida; Trichomonadidae. The record is from RefSeq and is a predicted model, not a curated record. The transcript has a single exon. Bases 1 to 183 code for a protein of 60 amino acids.
AUGAGUGGAAAAUACUGCAUUGCAGGUAUGAAACAAGAAAAGAGAGAAUGCUGCGGAGGAAAGAGUCACAGCCAGUGCUGUGGUGAGAAGAAGGACGGUCAGUGCUGCAGUGGCGAAAAGAAAGAGGCUCAAACAUGCGGCUGUGGAAAACCAAAGGAGAACCAAUCAUGUGGCUGCCACUAA